CUACUUCGACUUUUCUCAGUUCUCUUUGCAGAUCUUGUACUAAGUGAACACAUUCUUGAUUGCGUCUCGAAUUUCCCAUAUUUGUUUUGCAAAAUCUCUUUAUUAGUUAUAUACUGUCUGCUCUUAUGUGUUCUGGCUGCUUGUUGCUGUCCCUGUAUAUGACUGCUAGCUGCUGAUGAAUCUGUGUAUACUAAUUACUAUUACCUCUCCGCAUCACUAUCAGGUUUGCGAUGGCAAGACAGGGCAACAAAGAGAUCUUCUUGGGUGGAUUAAGGAAACUCUUUGAGGAACAAUGGCAAGUAGAUGUACUCCUCAAGGCAGGAAACAGUGAUGAGUGUGCAUCUAUCUCCGCCCACAAACUUGUUCUGGCAUCAAGGUCAAUGGUGUUGAAGAAGAUGAUGGAAUCAGACGAGUUGAAGUCUUCACCUAAGCUGGAGACAGUCACUUUCUCCGAGAUGAGACAAGAGGAACUUGAGGCUUUGGUUGAGUUCAUGUACAGCGUUGAUGGCUCCAUUUCUUCCCAAAGUCUCAAGAAACAUGUUUUGGUGUUUGCAAUGGUAACACAGAACAACAAAGAGAUCUUCUUGAGUGGAUUAAAGAAACUCUUCGAAGAACAAUGGCAACCAGAUGUACUACUCAAGGCAGGAAACAGUGAUAAGGGUGCAACUAUCUCCGCCCACAAACUUGUUCUGGCAUCAAGAUCAGUGGUGUUGAAGAAGAUUAUGGAAUCAGACGAGUUCAAGGCUUCAUCUAAGCUAGAGACAGUCACUUUCUCCGAGAUGAAACACGAAGAACUUGAGGCUUUAGUUGAGUUCAUGUACUGCGUUGAUGGCUCUAUUUGUCUUGAAAGUCUCAAGAAACACGUAGGAUCACUCUAUCUUGCAGCGGACAAGUAUGAGAUUCCGCAUCUGCGUGACCUAUGUAGAAACCAGCUUAAAUCAUCUCUUAACUCCUCCAACGCUCUUAACACCUUUGAGCUUGCCCAAAUCCCUUUUGACAAGGCCCUUAACGAUGCGGCUUUCACUACUAUCAAGAACAAUAUAAACACAAUCGCUAACUCUGCUGAGUUCAAGUUGUUUGUUGUCAACAAUCCAUAUCUUUCUGUUGAGAUCAUGAAGGCUUUUCUUGUUCAGCCUAAUAGUUAUUGCUGUGGCUGUUGUGGUAAAUACCGCUUCUAGAGGAAUCACGACUAGUUGCAAGGUUUUGCUGGCUGUUCUCGCAAAGUGGAUGCAGCUAAACUAAUAAUAGUAUAUCAAGAUUUUAACCCUCGCCUGAUGAUCCUUCUACUUUGAUUUCUGAUUUUUGUAGUUUUUGGAGUAGUAUUAAUGCUGCUUUUUAAAAGAUUUUAUUUUAAUUGAUGCACAAGUAGCUGCUCAAAGCUAACUACUCGCCUCUCACUUAUCAAAUCUCCUCCACGUUUUAAUCACUGCAGUGAAAACUAUCUCUUUUAGCGAGAGGCUGCAGAUGGUGCUUCCCAAGAAACCAAUGCAUGUUCUGGCCAGCCUUCGCAACUGUGUUGAUGUACACUUGAUGCUAGCCAUGGUUCAGAUAAGUACUUACUGGCACAUUGAAGGCUGACCUAUCUCCACUUUCUCUACAAAGGAAACGUGGGAACAACUUAGACAAAGAACAAUCUGGUACAAAGGAUGCAUACGAAAAGAAGGUGGUACAACAAUAAUCGCGAUAAGAAGAAACUCUCCGAUCUCUGUGUCUUGUCUUCUUUCACGGGCUUCUCUUUCGCCUUCCUUUGGCGGGACUCGACACUGAUCUUUUUUACUUUCUCUUUUGUUUUUUGAAUUCUGGUGUGAAACCACUUCAUGGAAUAAUGGGCCGUUUCUUUAAGAUCAUGAUUAAUGGGGAACCCUUAACGAGGUUCUUAAUGAAUAUUUAAGUAAUAAAUUUAAGUUAAAAACU
Brassica rapa (field mustard) is the source of this 1914-nucleotide messenger RNA. Its product is annotated as putative BTB/POZ domain-containing protein At2g40450. The record is from RefSeq and is a predicted model, not a curated record. NCBI's taxonomy places the organism in Eukaryota, Viridiplantae, Streptophyta, Magnoliopsida, Brassicales, Brassicaceae. Gene Ontology annotation, molecular function: protein binding.